AUGUCCAGCUGGGCAGCUUUGAAUAUUGAACCGGAUGAAGCUAUCGAGGAAGAGGUUGAUGACACCAAAGAGAUUCAAAUCGAGGAGGCGCUUAAGCUCUAUCAAAAUGCCCUGAAACUCCAUUCCCAGGGUCCACAAUUCUAUGCACAGGCCAAAGAGGCAUAUGAUGCUCUGUUGGACUCGGAGAUAUUCAAAUAUCCCGAGUCAAUCUCUGAUUACAAGAGAGUAGCCACUCAGGAAUCCGAACCGCAGUAUGAUGACACAGUGGCGGCGGGUGCGGCUGAAGCACUCGCGGAGUUUGACAUCAGUGACUCCACAUCAAGCACGCUGAUGCAAACCAUAUACCUAUCGUACAAAAACCACGGACAGUAUAUCCUGGAUGCGUUACGCGCAUCUCUGCAGGGUAUCGCUGAGUCGUCUAACAUUGCCGAGGAUCCCCGGAGCAAAGUCAAGGAAAGAACUAGCGCCGCCUUGACAUCGUUCGCAGAAGCCCUGGAACGUGACGACUCGGAUCUGAACCUCUGGAGACAGAGCGCAAGACUCUGUAGUGCUUUACAAAGCUAUAGACUAACACGAUACUGCCUGGAGAGCGUACUAGCAGACGAUGACAACCGCUUAGAGGUUCGGACAGAGCAGCUAGGGUUAGAAGAAACAUUUGCUGAAGAGCGCCUGCGUGAAGUACUGCGGUCGCUGCUUGAUAGGCUGUCUGUGGCUCAAGUGCCCUUGAAAAAGCCGAAAAAGGCUCUUCUCAAAUUCCUACAGCGCCAGGCAGACCCGUAUCCCUACCUCCCUCCUCUUCCAAUAGAUCUGCAAGACACAGAUCCGUCAACGAACCCUCUUGCCUUACAGGCUUCUCGUUAUGAUAUCAAACCAGCUAGCCCUACAUGGGCCGCCGUUGGCAAGUCUAUACUUCAAAGGCUUGCUGAUGAAGACAUCGGUGCCUCGGAGAUUGGGCCUGGGGCUUCAGUUGGUAUAUCGCUGCCUACUCUCAGUCCUGAAACAAAGGCCGUAGCAUCUCAACGCCGAGCCUCAAAUGUACAAUCUGGAGAUGUCAAAUCCAGCCAGCAGCAGGACGUUGUCAUGUCUGAGGAGCAUCAACCCACAGUGAAGUCCGAAGGACCCGAUGCUGUACCAGAGCAAGUCGAUGACCAUUCAUCCAUCGAUCAGCGCGCAGAGAAACAGCUCAUGGAAUCGCUAGAGAUUCAAUCAACUCAGCCCACUAAUCCUGGAAGUCAGCAGGAGACUGCAAAUACAGAUGAAGUUGAUGUAAAGCCGUCAAGUGGCCGGAAACGGUCAUCUGCCUCUGCUGUUACCGAGGACCAGGCAGACCGUAUACGGGCCAAAGCCAGGAGGACCCGCCUUCGUGAAGCUACCGAGGAUGUCUCAUUCCAGAGUGAAGAGGUCAAUAUCGACUUGAACAAAUACUACGAGGAUCGUCUUGAGAGUUUUACCCAAGCUGACGAAUGGCUGUUCGGUACUGUGGGUACUUUGCUAUCCAAUCUUGAUGUGACAGAGCUUGGAAGCAUUGACGAUCUGAGAAAACAAGUUUUCGCUACCAAUGAGGGCAAUGAAACUGCAAAUGCCGUGGCCUGCGCCCCUGAGGACGCAGAGUACUUACUGGUCCGUGAUUUGAUGGAUAUCAUCAAGUCCUGGGAUGAAGCUAAGUCCCAGGUCAUGCACCAGCCAGACAAUCUGUCCACGCUUCAAGACAUCCGGGGUAUGGGGAAAUCUGGUAUUGCGAUUUUCCUUGAACAUUCAAGGAAGUCGACCAGGAAAUUAGGCAUGAAACAAGCGCUCUCCGGAGAAGCUGAACUCUACAUGUUCCUAAGGAUAGUGAAUGACGGAUGGCUUUCCUUGCACGAUGUCGCCCUUUGCUGGCUCAAAGCGCUACUAAUGCCUGACUUUGCGAAAUAUGCGACGGAUGACAUAGUAUUACAGGACGGACCUGUCAUGGAGUCGGCGUAUACCCUUUAUCAAUGGCCGGAUGCUCUGAAAGAGACAGUUGUACAACUCCUGCUACAUGAAGACGAGUACAUCUACAGACAUAUGCGCGAACAAGUUGACAAUCUUGAGAAAGACGUUCUGUGCAUUGGAUCUGAAAAACCAUUCUCGUACAGCACUCAAUACUUGUCAGAUUUGGAAAUGCUCCAAACCCUCUUCGAGCUUCACCUCGACAUCUAUGCGUCUAUCAACAAUCCAAACAGUGAGGUUGAUGGUCAAACAAGACUACUGCAGCGCGAUCGCUUGGCAAGAUGGUGCUUGCUCGCGCGGACAUCGCUCACCCACUUCCUGGAUCACAGCUCUCCUAGCUCCACACGGGAAAGAAUGGUGCUCCGUCACAUCUGGGCAUCGACGUUCCAUUCAAACAUGGCUGGGGAUAUUCAGAGGGAGCAUGUCCUUCUUUGCCUCCAGGAGCUGAAACUUUUCUUGGUAGCACUCAAAAACCCAGCCAUAAGCCUGGUGAACAAUGCAGUGAUGCCUGAGCUGUCGACCGAGGCAGUUGAUCAAGAGAUCUCCAAACUCAAGUCGAUGGAUUUCUUCAUGAAAAUAUUUAACCCGACGUCGGAUGACCCUGUUGGUCUGAUUGAGACUAUCGAGCCUAUCCUCGAGCCUUCAUCUGUCCAAUUCGGCGAGGGUCUCGAAGGAGAAGAACCUGAACAACCAGCUUCUCAGCUCCUUGAAAUGGCAUCCUUCUUAGAUCGCGGAGAUGCUACUUUGAGGCUUUUCCUCUGGAAGAGACUACAGGACGCAUACAAGAAGAUUGAUUAUUCUCCUAAAGUCGUUUCCUGCUACCUCCGCAGCAUCGAAAUUAUCAUGAGGGAGCUUCGCACUCCUGCGCAUCUCGAAGAGCCCGGUGAGCACCGUCAGAUAACUCUGCUCAGAUGGCUUAAAUCACUCGACAGUAUCCUAAAUAAAGCUGUCACGAUCGUCUUACAUGAAUCAGAUAAGGCUUAUGAGUGCUUUGACAUGGAACACUUAAUAUCAUCAAUGUCUGCAGUAGCUCGUCUUACGAAGCUCCUCCACAGUUUUGCGUUGUACGAAGACUUGGUUCGCGUAGGGAAGCUGUCCGGACCGGAGGUCCGUGGAGCAUUGGCGAAGUCUCUGGAGGGUCUCAAAGAUAAGCUGCGCGAGAUGCAAGUACGUUGCUGGAUCCUGCAAUAUACGCUAUUGAAGGAUGCCAUUACACAGAAUCCUGAAGCUUUCGAUACUCCCCUGGAAGACCGCAUACAUUACUUACGAUCGGUGCACAAUGCGCUCGGAAUCCGCAGAAUGUGCAGGUUCUCCCAUAAGCAAUUUCUCAAACUGGUCAGGUCUGAGAUAUUCACUCUCGACGUGGAGCAGGACACCGAGUUGGAUAUCUGUCAAAUUCUGUACGAUAUCUAUGGUAUCAAGUUGUCCCCAGUGGAUGGUUCAUUGAAUGACCAUGGAUGUCCUCCCGAAAAGCUGGACCGCUCCACGGCGAUCGUCAUGGUGGACUUUGUUAUGAGGCAGGCUAAAAAGAUGAAUAUCAAGGACUUGUCCAAAUCUGAGCUGAAAUCUACUAUUUACAAGAUGCAGCAAGCCAUCGGUACUACGAAGUCGUCGCCUCCACUAUCAUACAACAAGCGUAUCAUCACCGCCUACUUGAAGUCACCAAUCAAUCCUUCAGAGAUUUCCCGCGCCAUUCAGGGAGUGGCUGACCUCCCACUGAUUCCUGUGCCUGCCGAGAGUGCAGUUAUCGCUCAAAACGGUUGGUAUUUCCUCUUGGGCCAUGCUGCUUUGACAAAGUUCCGCUCCCAGAAGCGCCUGAACCCCGUACCCACGACGGACCUCGACGAUGCCAUCAUAUGGUUCAGACAAGAUUUGGAGCACGGAACGUCAAGAUGGGAGACCUGGUACCGGCUCGCCCAGACGUAUGAUUCGAAGCUUGAGGAAGAUAUUACCUGGUCUGCUGAUAAGAUCAAUAACAAUCGGAUGGAGUUGGUCACCUGGCAACGCAACGCAAUUCAUUGCUACGCAAUGGCAAUUGCAACAGCUAUUAAAUACUCAGAGCCAACACCUGAGACACGUGCAAUGCUCUCAGAUCUUUUCACGGAUUUUGGUAUCCGUCUAUACUCUUCUUCGCGAGCGCCCCUUUCAAUGGGGGCCUUCAGUCUGGCUGAUUUCACGCGGCAUUUCAGUGGCGAGGAAGAUCAGCGGAUGUAUGAAGGAAGGCCUUUCAGGGAGAUGAAGCUUUAUACUGUCUGGAAUCUUGCGAGCUACUUGCUUAAGCGCGCCCUUGUCGACAAGCCCAAGAAUUGGAUUUGUGAUGAAUCCGUCAGAGGUUCUUUUAGACGGAUUGAAGUCGACGUUGUCCUGGAUUCCCUACUCGAUGCCAUUGAUGCCCUGCCGCAGCGGAAGGAUUCACGCUCGGAUCCAAUUUUUGAGCCACAUUAUAAGCUGGUCUCGAUCGUACACAAACUUGUGCAUCGUGGGACCCUAACGGCUGCGGAGGGAAGCAAGACGCUCUUGGCAACACCUUGGGCUCGCAAAGUCCAGCCUCCGGAAGACCAGACGGCAUGGAAGAAAUACAUACUCGAAGUGCUUCGGAGCCUGCAGAAAGCGGACAAAUCAAACUGGCAUCAUCGUAUGGCUGUCAGGGCUGCGCAUAUUAUGUACGAUGAUGACAAGGACUCUGCGGAUGCAGCUGCCUCCGCAAAGAACGAGCUUACCCAACAGAUCUUCACCAAAACAAUGACAAUACAGGUUUGGAGACCUGAGUUUGAGCGACCUGGUCGGCAUUUCGUUUACACCACACGGUACGCGUACUUCUUCGUCAAUCUCCUCGACCAGCUCGAUGAUCGAGCAAACCUUGACCAGUUGCUGCGCCGAGUGAGGAAGAAGCAGGGGGAUUUCAUCAACCACAGCAAGCUCUGGGAGGAUGCGUGUCUUACCUAUGCCAGGGUAAUCAGGAGAGCUGGCCAUAUCAGCGAGGGCCAUGAAGAGGGCGUUUUCAAGCCCAUUGGUUGGGAAGAAUUUGUCGCAAACACAGCUCGUUUAGAGGGUCUUUCACAAUUAUCCCCAGAGAGCCCAUCCCUUCUUGAACUUCUUCGAGAUGCUAUUGAGCUGAAAAAGCUCAACAACAACCUUAUGAAGGUCUCGUUGCUCGAAGACCUUAUUGCAGACCUCUAUGCCCGACUUUACGAAGUCAACAUGCCACAAGUCAUCGAACAAGCGAACGAAGAAAAUAAAGAGAAGAUGAAAGUCGAUCAUCUCCUCAUGGUUAGUGACGGAGCUGCUGAUACUCCUACGCCUCCAACCUCAGCCCCAGCCUCUGAAGCACCUGCACCUCGCGGUCGCACAAAGGGUAUCGCACGACGUGACGUCCAAAAACGAGCGGAAACGAUCGUGAACCGUAAAGUGCCCCCACGUGCACCCAUGGCCAAAAUCCCUGCCACCACAGAAGCCGAGCAAGCCAACACUUCCGAAGCUGGCCCAACCUCCGCUCCCAAGCAGACAACCAAAUCAGGGCUGUUAGGAUCUACUACGGAAGAUGUAGGAUCAGGACAACAGAGCGAUAUUCCUAACAGCUUGCACGAUAGCGCGGAUGAUGAGAGCGAACUCAGCGAAAUGGACGACGAGAAACUGGCCAAGCUGACAACCGAACGCAAGCUACUGUUCCCUAACCUCGAUGAUCGGGGCUCCAUGGAUCCAGAAUCAGAGCUAGCGAGUGCAGACGGGGAUGGAGGUCAUGAAAUGGAGGGAGAUACUGAGCUUGUAGAGGGCGAAGGCGAGACUAUGGUCGAAGAAGCCGAAGACCCUGUCGAUGGUGAUGACGAUGAAAUGGAAGGCGAAGAAGAAAAUGAAAAUGAAGCUGGCGGCGACGAAGAUAUGGAGGGUGAAGGUGAAGGCGAAGGCGAAGAUGAAGGGGAUCCGGAAGAGGAUGAAGAUGGAGAGGGAGAUGGAGAUGGCAAUGAUAUUACCGAAAUGGAAGGUGUGCAGGAUAACGACGAGAUGGAUGACGCUGAGCAGGCUGAGAUCCCUGGAACAGAUCAGGAAAGUGAAGCUGGAUCUGAACCGGAAGCAAUGGAAACCUAA
Messenger RNA from Aspergillus niger, 6057 nucleotides. RefSeq lists its product as uncharacterized. The record is from RefSeq and is a predicted model, not a curated record. The coding region runs from base 1 to 6057 and encodes 2018 amino acids. Gene Ontology annotation, cellular component: nucleus; HIR complex. Gene Ontology annotation, biological process: chromatin organization. The transcript has 4 exons. NCBI's taxonomy places the organism in Eukaryota, Fungi, Ascomycota, Eurotiomycetes, Eurotiales, Aspergillaceae. Gene Ontology annotation, molecular function: nucleosome binding.